Molecule: messenger RNA, 1962 nt
Organism: Gamsiella multidivaricata
Lineage: Eukaryota; Fungi; Mortierellomycota; Mortierellomycetes; Mortierellales; Mortierellaceae
Exons: 7
Coding region: 317-1819 (500 amino acids)
Biological process (GO): Golgi to endosome transport; endocytosis
Cellular component (GO): plasma membrane; clathrin vesicle coat; endosome
Molecular function (GO): phospholipid binding; clathrin binding
Source: RefSeq, a predicted model, not a curated record
UGGAGAGACUCUUUGAUAUGCUUGUUUCCGUUCAAUUGCUCGAUUGGAUGUGUGACAUUUUUAUAUUCAAAGUUCAGCAGCUCAUCGCUCACUCCUUCUUUUCUUCGUUCCUCUUCACUCCCAUCCUUCAUCAUCUCUCCGCCAUCUGUCACCACACAGCGUGGUAUAUUUCUCGACCCUUUCGUACUCGACACAAGCGGAUCAUCGAACACUAACAACACAUCCAAGGGGACUGAACUUGUCACUCCAGCAUCAGGAUUCCAUUCUUCACUCGCACACGACAUCUCAGUAACGGUCAACGGAAAGAGUGUACAUCAUGGAGAAUUUCAUAGAGAACGUGUCCGGAUACUCCAUGUGGGAUAUCCGCAAUGCCCUCGAGAAGGUGACCGCUAAGGUCAUGAACUACACGGAAAUGGAGCAGAAAGUCAGGGAGGCCACCAGCAACGAUCCCUGGGGGGCGUCCGGCACCCUAAAGCAGGAAUUGGCUCAGGCCACACACAACUUCCAAUACUUCAACGAGAUUAUGCCUGCCCUCUUUAAGCGCUUUACAGAGAGAGAGACGCGCGAAUGGCGCGUAAUCUACAAGUCGUUGGUUCUUCUCGAGUACCUUGUCACGCACGGCUCCGAGCGUGUCGUUGACGAAGCAAGAAGCCAUAUCUCGACUGUCAAGGUACUCCGCAACUUUCAGUAUGUGGAUGACAAUGGCAAGGAUGAGGGUAUCAAUGUUCGCAACCGUGCCAAAGAGUUCGCUGAGACGCUGAGCAGCGUAGAUCGCAUUAAGGAGGAACGCAAGAAGGCAAAGGCAAAUCGAAACAAAUUUGUUGGUUCUGAGGGAGGCGGAAGUGGAUUUGCAGGCACCAGCUCUAAAUAUGGAGGCUUUGGAAGCGACAGUUACUUUGACGACCGCUCUGGCGGAUAUGGAGGAUACAGUGGCGGUGGAUCAGGAAGUGGGCGGUAUGAUGAUCGUAGCAGCAGCAGCAGGCCCGGCCGCUAUGACGACGAAGAUCGGGACCCAUCUAGCUCACCACCCGUCCGUCGUAGUGCUCGCAAGUCUGAGGCGGCCAAGGCCGCUGCCAAGGUCGAACCCGUCAAGGAGGUGAACCUCUUUGAUUUUGAUGAACCCGCUACAUCGGCGCCUGCGAACCAGGUUGCCUUUGGUUCGAACACAUCCAAGCCUGCGGACGAUGGCUGGGGUGACCUUCAGUCUGCCACUGACGAUUUUGACGAUUUUCAAAGUGCACCUCCAGUCGAACAAAAGGCUCAGGCGUCCAUUCCAGCGUUUCCAGCCUAUACUCCCACAAUGGCCUCUGUCCUCCCGCCAGUAAGGACAAACAGUACUUCCAGCAGCGCCGGCAAUGGUUUUGGCGGAGUCAGCGCCAAACCAGCGAAUAAUGGCGGGGCAUUCGAUCUCUUGGGAAGCAGUCCUGUCAACAGCAACACGAUGGCCUCGUUCGGCGGCAGCACCAUCCCUCCCCUAUCGGCAUCGUCGGCGCAGUCUAACAACAACGUCAAGCCCUCUUCCUCUUUUCCAGUUCAGACCAAUAAUCCCUCGGCUUCCAAUCCUAAUGAUAUUUGGGCCAAUGCUUCUGGAUUGAUCUCGUUGGAUGGUCUCGGCAAGACCAAGGCCAAGGAGGCAGCGCCGUCCAUGAACGCCUUGGCAGCCAACUCAUGGAAUUCUGGCGCGUGGGCCAGCAAGCCUGCGACCCCUGCCGCCUCCAACCAAAACUCAAUGGCAUUUGGUAACUUUGGAACAAUGCCAACCAACAACCAGUCAGCCAAGAAGAACAAUAAUAUGAACUUUGACGAUCUGCUGUCCUAGAUCGGGUCCGCAUAGUAUGCGGUAUUCUCGGAUACCUCUCUAUCUGAAAUAACUAUAAUACUCAGGUUUUGCACUGAAAUAAACGUCUACAUUGAAUAUUCAGACGGCCUUGUUCCUUGCGUCGUUUGAAAUCAAUAUUGAGG